Adelges cooleyi (spruce gall adelgid) is the source of this 1036-nucleotide messenger RNA. It is a transcript of the gene CIAPIN1, whose product is annotated as anamorsin homolog. Gene Ontology annotation, biological process: iron-sulfur cluster assembly. Bases 110 to 934 code for a protein of 274 amino acids. The transcript is spliced from 5 exons. The record is from RefSeq and is a predicted model, not a curated record. Gene Ontology annotation, molecular function: iron-sulfur cluster binding. Lineage: Eukaryota; Metazoa; Arthropoda; Insecta; Hemiptera; Adelgidae. Gene Ontology annotation, cellular component: cytoplasm.
GAAAACUAUUUGCAAUUCAGAGACCAGAAUAGUAAUACGCAUGUCGCAAUAUUACUGAUUAGUCGUGUUAUAUUUUUAAUUGUCAUUGUUAUAAAAUUAAAUAAAUAAAAUGGAAAAUACGUAUAUUGCAACCCUUAACGAUUUGUGUAGUGCAUAUUCUUUGUUAAUUGAAAAUGACAAGAAAAAUGUAUUAUUGGUGGUUACUGAGUCUUUAGACAGUUCCGAACUAGAACAGAUCGUUCAACAUUAUUCCAAUAAAGUCAAUAUUAAAUUCACUAAUCCAGCAAAUAUCAAAACAGAUUUUAAAGAGUCUUCAUUUGAUGCUAUUUUAUCGGGAGUUAUUGGAUCAGGUGUACAAAAUGAUUUUGACUUAAUAGCCAAGUAUGUGAACCUUUUAUCUGCCGGCGGUAAAUUAAUAGUGAAAACCAAUGUAGAUGCCGAAGAACAACUAGUAAAAUGUUUGAAAAUGUGUGGUUUUUUGAAUGUAGCAUCAAGCAUUACUCGAGGAAUAGUCGAAGGCAGUAAAGCUACUUAUGCGGUUGGCUCAAGUGAUAAAGUCACUCUGAAAACAGUAAAUAUGGGUAGUGUAGCUUCAGCAUGGAAAGUGGACGGUAAUGAUGAUGUAGAAACUAUAUCGGAAGACGAUUUAUUAGAGGCAGACGAUUUAAAAAAACCAGAAUCGACAUCUCUAAAAGUAUGUGCUACAACCAAAAAAAGUAAGGCCUGCAAAAAUUGUACUUGUGGGUUAGCUGAAGAACUUGCUAAUGAAAUUGUAGAUACACAACCGGAUACAGCAAAUGCAAAAUCAUCCUGUGGAAGCUGUUACUUGGGCGAUGCAUUUCGUUGUGCUAGUUGCCCUUACUUAGGCAUGCCAGCUUUCAAACCAGGUGAAAAAGUACAACUGGCUGGAAAUUUACUGCAAGAUGAUUUUUGAAAAAUAUACUUAUGUUUUUUUUUAACCAAACGAUAUAGUUUAUUUCUUAUAAUUUUGUUAAGUAUUAGGUAAGAAUAAUUUAAUAAAAAAUAAACCAAUGUA